UUUCCCAGGGCGGCUGCGCUUGCGCUCAGCUGCCUGGGCGGGCUGAGAGGCGCGGGUUGAAAAGUCUCGUUCCAAGUUUGGCGAGAGGGAGAGGGAGAGAGAGGAGAGCGGCUCAGACCUCGCUACCCGCCAGCGGGGAGGAGGCACAAGAGGCGAUCGCGGCGUCUGGGGGGAGAACCCAGACGGCCAGACCGAACUCAGGCUUUUCCGAGCGAGGACUGCGUGACGUGCCUGGGAGAGGCAAGGAGCGCCUGCCGGGCUGCUCUUGACUAGCGAGAGAGAAGUCCGAGGCGGCCAAGGGGGGCGAAACGACCCGACGCAAGAUGGCGAGUAAAGAGAUGUUUGAAGAUACUGUGGAGGAGCGUGUCAUCAACGAAGAAUAUAAAAUCUGGAAGAAGAAUACACCGUUUCUGUAUGACCUGGUUAUGACCCAUGCUCUUCAGUGGCCCAGUCUUACCGUUCAGUGGCUUCCUGAAGUGACUAAACCAGAAGGAAAGGAUUAUGCCCUUCAUUGGCUAGUGCUGGGCACUCAUACAUCUGAUGAGCAGAACCAUCUGGUGGUUGCUCGAGUUCAUAUUCCCAAUGAUGAUGCACAGUUCGAUGCUUCCCAUUGUGACAGUGACAAGGGAGAAUUCGGUGGCUUUGGUUCUGUAACAGGGAAAAUUGAAUGUGAAAUUAAAAUUAACCAUGAAGGAGAAGUAAACCGUGCUCGUUAUAUGCCACAGAAUCCUCACAUCAUUGCCACAAAAACACCAUCUUCUGAUGUUUUGGUUUUUGACUAUACAAAACACCCUGCAAAACCAGAUCCAAGUGGAGAAUGUAAUCCUGAUCUUAGAUUAAGAGGUCACCAAAAGGAAGGUUAUGGUCUUUCCUGGAAUUCUAAUUUGAGUGGGCAUCUCCUGAGUGCAUCUGAUGACCAUACUGUCUGCCUGUGGGAUAUAAAUGCAGGACCAAAGGAAGGCAAAAUUGUGGAUGCUAAAGCAAUCUUUACUGGCCACUCAGCUGUUGUAGAGGAUGUGGCCUGGCAUCUGCUGCAUGAGUCCUUGUUUGGAUCUGUUGCUGAUGAUCAGAAACUUAUGAUAUGGGACACCAGAUCCAAUACCACUUCUAAGCCGAGCCAUUUGGUGGAUGCACACACUGCUGAGGUCAACUGCCUCUCAUUCAAUCCCUACAGCGAGUUCAUUCUGGCAACUGGCUCUGCAGAUAAGACUGUAGCUUUAUGGGACCUGCGUAAUCUGAAACUAAAACUCCACACCUUCGAAUCGCAUAAGGAUGAAAUUUUCCAGGUCCACUGGUCUCCACAUAAUGAAACUAUUCUGGCUUCAAGUGGUACUGAUCGCCGCCUGAAUGUGUGGGAUUUAAGUAAAAUUGGAGAAGAACAAUCAGCAGAAGAUGCAGAAGAUGGGCCUCCAGAGCUCCUGUUUAUUCAUGGAGGGCACACUGCCAAGAUUUCUGACUUCAGCUGGAAUCCCAAUGAACCUUGGGUUAUUUGCUCUGUGUCUGAAGAUAACAUCAUGCAGAUAUGGCAGAUGGCUGAAAAUAUUUACAAUGAUGAAGAGUCAGAUGUCACGGCAUCGGAACUGGAGGGGCAAGGAUCUUAAACCCAAAGUAUGAGUUGUUUUUAUUGAAUGUAUUGCUACACGAAUGCUUGAUUUGUCAAGCGCCAAAAAGGCAUUGUAUAGUAGGAAAUGUAAGUGGGAUGGCUUCUGGCAUUCUUUACCCUCUGAUUCUAGCACUUUCAAGUGAGCUGUUGCGUACUGUAUCAUAUUGUAGCUAUUAGGGGAUAAAAAGGAAUGUUGCUUAAGAACGGACAUCAUUGUUUUAAAGACACACAUUGCUGGGUAUUGCCUUUGAUUCAACUGUCAUUUUCUCAAACUUUUAAAGUGCUUGCUCAAGUUCCCAAAUAUGCGAGGAUAACUUUUACACUUUUUCCUUCCAACACUUCUUGAUUGGCUUUGCAGAAAUAAAGUUUUAAAAUAAA
Molecule: messenger RNA, 1981 nt
Organism: Mus caroli (Ryukyu mouse)
Lineage: Eukaryota; Metazoa; Chordata; Mammalia; Rodentia; Muridae
Gene: Rbbp7
Product: RB binding protein 7, chromatin remodeling factor
Molecular function (GO): protein binding
Source: RefSeq, a predicted model, not a curated record